Lindgomyces ingoldianus is the source of this 1286-nucleotide messenger RNA. RefSeq names its product WD domain-containing protein. Bases 14 to 1276 code for a protein of 420 amino acids. The record is from RefSeq and is a predicted model, not a curated record. Lineage: Eukaryota; Fungi; Ascomycota; Dothideomycetes; Pleosporales; Lindgomycetaceae. Gene Ontology annotation, molecular function: protein binding. The transcript has 2 exons.
ACCUUCAGGCGUAAUGUUCGACACCGUCUGCACCAUCCCGCUCUCGCACGACCUUUUCGCCCAAGCAAUUCACCCUACAGAGCCAAUUGUCUCUGUUGGACUUGCCUCAGGGCACGUCUACACGUACCGACUGCCCGCAGGCGCGAGCGACGACAACAGCGAUCCCGACGCGACGCUCGCCUCAGAAAAUGGAUUCGGCCACAUAGAGACGGCGUGGAAGACUAGGCGGCACAAGGGGAGCUGUAGAACCCUUGGAUUUGAUGUUGAUGGCACGCAAUUGUACUCAGCGGGCACAGAUGGUAUCGUGAAAGCUGCCGACGUCGGAACCGGCAACGUUACUGCGAAAAUCGCCAUCCCACGCGAUCCCGCUUCGGGUUCCCUUGACCACCCCUCGCUCCUCCAUGCCCUCUCACCACAGUCGCUACUUCUCGCCACUGAUUCGGGCGCCCUACACCUAUACGACAUCCGCGACCUUGGGCCAAAAGCUUCACCAAAGCCUCACCAGACUUUUCAUCCUCACGACGACUAUAUUUCCUCCCUAACGCCCCUUCCUCCGACAGCGGCGAGCACUAGCGGGUUCAGCAAGCAAUGGGUCAGCACCGGAGGCAGCACGCUGGCAGUCACAGAUCUUCGACGAGGCGUUAUGGUGAGAAGUGAGGAUCAAGAGGAGGAGCUGCUGAGCUCGGUCAUUAUGACUGGUUUACCCUCGCGGGGAACGAGCGUUGGCGAGAAAGUCCUCGUCGGAGGCGGCACGGGUGUUCUCACUCUAUGGGAGCGUGGGGUAUGGGAUGACCAAGAUGCGCGCAUUGUGGUAGAUCGAUCUCAAGGAGGUGGAGAGAGCUUGGACAGCAUCGCUUUGGUCCCAGAUGGUGUUGGACCUUCAGGCAGAUUGGUUGCUGUCGGCCUAGGCAAUGGAGGGUUACGAUUCAUAAAGAUUGGCCCGAACAAGGUUGUCGCAGAACUGAAGCACGAUGAGUUCCAGGCCGAAGCUGUUGUUGGGCUGGGGUUUGAUGUCACUGGCCGAAUGAUCAGCGGAGGUGGCAAAAUGGUAAAAGUGUGGCAUGAAAAGGUCUGGGUCGACAUAGACGACGACGAGGAGGAGACAAAUGGACCGAAACGCGCCCAUGAAAGCGACUCGGACGAUAAUAGUAACGAGGGGGAACAAGAAGACAGCAGCGAAGAGGAGAAGUCUAGCAAGAAGCGAAAGAGGCGCAAGAAGAACAAGGGAAAGACAUUACAGGGAAACGGCAUUUUAGGCUUCUCGGGCUUGGAUUGAGUGCUUUGGC